AUGGACCGCUUCGACCCUUCCCAGCUCCCCCGUCAGCUGCUACACCUCUCGACACUGCAACUCGUCGCCCAGGCCGCACCUUCCUUCACGCAUGCUCGCUCCCUGCCGAUCCACACCCUUUCGGACCUGCUGCAGGACUAUCUGGGGCUGCUCGCGAGCUCGGCCAAGGCACGCGCCGAGCUCGCCGGGAGGGACAAGGUCGCGGUGUGGGAUAUCGGGGCUACGAUCGACGAGUUCGGCGUCGGACCCAUCUAUGAACUCAAGGACGAGGCGAUGAAGCCCGGAUCACCACCUACAGAGGAUGGCGGGUUGCGGAUACCCGAAGUCGCGCACGAGCUCGCAGGUCGGUCACCGGUCAUCGCAUCCCAUCGCAUCCCAUCGCAGACUCGACUCCACGUGUCACCUCCUCACACCCACCCAAUACACGACAGCGGCUGAUCCCGCUGAUUGUGCUCCUGCAGAACAUCUCGAUGUGCGACUGCCGCUGCCUCCGAUCGCUCAGCUCGCGUAUGACGUGUUGCACCCGAUCGAGCUACACACCCUGCACCAUCUCCCCGAUCUCAUGCCUUCUUCAAUCGACUCGCCCCCUUCAGAUGAUUCGGAGCUCGAGAUCUCACCUCGGCGCGUCAAGGCAUCGACUUCGCCCGUCAAGAAUGGCCAUCGAUCGAACCCUUCCUUCACCCUUGUCAAGCAAGAGCCCGACGUCGGACAUUCGCUCUUUCUCGAUGCGUGGGAUCAAGAUCCGGCCUUUGAUUUGGAAAAGGAGAUUGACAUGCUCAAUCUGCCCAUGUUGGGGAGGGGAGGAAUGUACGCCGCCGCCGAGGAGGAGCAGGAACCGGUGGACGAGGAUCCAGCGCUUGCUUGGAGGGAUCCGUCGCUGAUCCCGCCGUGGGUGCCCGACUUUCUACCACCGUUCCCGGGCAUGGAGAGGCAGAGGGAAGCUCCGUUGGCCGCGAGAAGCCGGCGUGAACAAGCAGACUCGGCGUGGGACGGUCGGCCUCGAGGCGCCCAGUACGCUGCAGGAGGCGACCCCUGGAGCGCCCCCAUCCCUUACAACACGUCGAUGCUGUCCGACAUGCACCCCAUCAGUCACCUACCCCCUCUUUCCCCACACCCGCUCUCGCCUACGAUGGAAGAGGACGAGCCUCUACUCCCUCGGCCGACAAAACGACGACGUCGAGCCGUCUCGCCGCUUCCGUCAGCGCUCGAUUCGCUCGAUGCGUACCGCACGGCCCUACCCGAGAUCUCUCACAUGCCCACCUAUCGACGACCCAAUCUCGAUCGGCGAAGGGCGGCAGCCGUUAUUGGUCUGCACCCCGAUCUUUCCAUCGCCGGCGUGGACUCGCUGUUUGGACUCUUGCCGAUGCCCUGGACACGACAACCGAUUCGGCCGCCAGGAUAUUUGCCCGAGACGGCCACAACAGCAGCGAUCCAUCCUUUCAACACCGCUCUACCCCAUACGGCUACCGUUCCGGUCCCCUACCACCAAGGUGCGGCCGGUACUCAUCUUGCUGCUCCUGUUCCUCACCCCCGUGUGCCGACGACGCUCGCUCGCGCUAAGGAUCAACUCUUCAAACCGAGCGAAACGAACAACAACCUCGCCAUCUACUCUCGACUUACGCGCAUCGGGCCCCCUGGUCCUUUGGGCCCCAAGGGGGAGGCUCUCGAUUACGAGUACGUUGGACAAACGUCGAUCAUCGCUUUGAAUGUCGACUGGCCCGUGCGAAGGCACGAUCAACGCCUACCCGUUCGAGACGACGAGGGUCUCGGAAGUGGGACGGUGGGGGGGAUAGGAUCGGUAGGAGGGACGGGAGGGGCGUCCACUCCAGCGGCGAGUGGGAUCAAGCUUAAGCUUGGUCGGGCGGGGAGUGCGAGCGUUGUCGGCAGUCCGGCACCUGCGACGAUGCCUACGCCCGGACCGUCGACGGGGACGUGGUUGGGUGGCUUCGCCAGUAAUGGUCCUCCGAGUGCGAGUGCAACACCUGCGUAUCUCUCACGCGCGGAUAGUCCCCUCUUGACGGUGCAUCGUGAUUCCAUCACGUCCAUGGGUGGCGGUGGGGUCCGAUACCCUUCCAUGAGUCGCGAAGCCUCCGUCGCGAGUCUCCCUCAAGAAGUCGCCGAUAUGCUAGUGGCAAACGGGAUCCCCUUGGACCAACUCGAAUCAACCGCAUUGAAUCUAGUCGAUCAAGCCAUGACGACCUCGACGAACGACCUAUUCAACCAGAUCGCGAACGACCAAUCCGCCGCGCAAUUUGAUGCGAGUUUGUUUGGAUUCGGCAAUGCGUGGGGGGCGUUUGAUCCGAUCAGUUCGGAUGGGUUGCUGAGUGGCGGGGAGGAACUCAAGCCGCCCGUAGGACCGAUUAGCUUCAAGUUUCCGAAUAAGGAUGACAGAGGUUCGGGUGCAGGGGCGUCGACUUCGACUGGGCAUUGA
Molecule: messenger RNA, 2431 nt
Organism: Microbotryum saponariae
Lineage: Eukaryota; Fungi; Basidiomycota; Microbotryomycetes; Microbotryales; Microbotryaceae
Source: the annotation of a GenBank genome assembly